AUGUCUUCAUUCCUGCAUUCAUUUUCUACAUUUGAUGUCUUCAUUCCAGCAUUCAUUAUUCCAUUUGGUGUCUUCAUUCCUGCAUUCAUUAUUCCACAUUUGAUGUCUUCAUUCAGCAUUAAUUAUUCUUUAUUUUUCUUCAUUUGCAUUCAUUAUUCCACAUGUGGUGUCUUCAUUCCUGCAUUCAUUAUUCUACAUUUGAUGUCUUUCAUUUCUCCAUUCAUUAUUCCACAUUUUUUCAUUCCUGCAUUCAUUAUUCUACAUUUGAUCAUUAAUUAUUCUUUAUUUUCUUCAUUUUUCAUUAUUUCUUUAUUCUUCAUUCAUUAUUCCACAUUUUGGUGUCUUUUCCUGCAUUCAUUAUUUUUUUAUUUGAUGUCUUCAUUUUGCAUUCAUUAUUCUACAUUUGAUGUCUUCAUUCCUCUUUUCCACAUUUGGUGUCUUCAUUCCUGCAUUCAUUAUUCUCAUUUUGUCUUCAUUCCUCAUUUUAUUAAAUUCCUGCAUUCAUUAUUCUUUUUGUCUUCAUUUUCAUUAUUCAUUCCACAUUUAGCGUCUUCAUUCCUGCAUUCAUUAUUUUCAUUUCAUGUCUUCAUUCCAGCAUUAAUUAUUCUUUAUUUGAUGUCUUCAUUCCUGCAUUCAUUAUUCCACAUUUGCGUCUUCAUUCCUUCAUUCAUUAUUCUACAUUUUUCUUCAUUCUGCAUUCAUUAUUCCACAUUUGGUGUCUUCAUUUCUGCAUUCAUUUAUUCUACAUUUUUUCUUCAUUCCCAUUAA
Molecule: messenger RNA, 768 nt
Organism: Acanthosepion pharaonis
Lineage: Eukaryota; Metazoa; Mollusca; Cephalopoda; Sepiida; Sepiidae
Source: the annotation of a GenBank genome assembly